Messenger RNA from Nicotiana tabacum (common tobacco), 1640 nucleotides. The record is from RefSeq and is a predicted model, not a curated record. Lineage: Eukaryota; Viridiplantae; Streptophyta; Magnoliopsida; Solanales; Solanaceae.
UGGGAGGCGAAAUACCAUGGUCUCGGGGAAGCUAUUGAAAUGCGUCUGCCUCCGCCGUGUGAAGAAGAGAUCUCAAAGACUCCCAAACAAAAGAAAAGAAAUAGGGGUCGUCUACAAAUACCCCGAGGCGAAAGAAAAGCAAAGCUCGAAAUCCCAAGGCUAACACCGUGGCCCUAUCUCCAGAAAUGGCUCAACGCCUUCGGGAAAAAGAGGAAAAGGAAGAGGAAGAGGAAGAGGAAGAGGAAGAGGAAGAGGAUGAUGACUGCCUCCUAGUAGCUCGGCAAAGAGGAAGCUCUGACGCUCCGAAGACCGAUGAACCGACAGUGACGGAGGCAGUUCAAUCUCGAACCGAAGAAAUUUUAGAGGGGCGCUCGAGCAAGGUCCCCAAACCAUCAGGCAGAAAAGGUGUACCUUUUCCUGGGGGACGUUUGGUGAAUGAUCUCGAAGAGCCUAACUCCGAGGCAUUUCAAAGAUAGGAUAACACCCUUAGUGAUUCACUUGGGGUAAUUAACAUAGAUGACUCGUCGUAGGGCCCGGUGUUUUCUGAAGGGCAACUCCGAGAUGCCCAGGACAUAGAGACUCCUGAUAUGGCAGCGACUCAUGAAGAGAACGAUAUUUUUCGGGAGUGUCUCACGGGAAUUGAAGAAUGUCCCGAUCUUGAUGCCUCGUUUAUUUUUGACGAAGCUGAGAAGCUCCUCAAACAAGUAUAUUUUGUCUUUCAUUAUUUUGAGUUUAAUCUCUAUCUUUCUGAUUCUGACCUCCUUUUCUUGUAAGAAGGCCGUGUCGCUUCACCGACGAACAUUCGCCAAAUCUCGAACUGAGAUUUUCCGAUGUGAAACCGAGCUUAAGAAAGUCUCGAAAGAGAGGGACAGUCUUAAAAUCCUCUAUGUCAAGAAAGAGGGGGAGAUCAUCGAUCUACGAGUUGAAUUGACGAAAGCUUGCCAAGAACGAUCUAAGUUUAUUAAAAAGUUUCAUCAGAAGGGCGAAUCGGUGUUGCAGCUUCUGGAGGAUCCUAAGAUGAAGGAGGCCGAGACCUUGGGGUGGAGACAAGGCAUGGACAAUCUUGUCUCUGAGAAGGAAACUCUUCGAGAGUAGCUGGCUUCACUCGAACACCAGCUUCAAAAUGUGAAGAAUGAGAUCCUAGCUUGAGGCUGUAGAAUCGAGGAGCUUAAAGCUAGAUCUGCUGCUGAGCCGGCCAAAGCCAAAUCUGACACUGAGGCAAUUAUGUCUUCGUACCGAGCUAAUGGUGAAGCCGCUAAUGCUCGGGAAAAUGAGAUCUCUUCUGCGGCAGAAGUCAAGCUAUCUAUCAAGUGCACUUGACCAUGAUAGGCGACAAUCCCGGAGGGUAACUCUAGAGGAGGUACAUGCUCGCGGCUUUGAUCUCUCAGCCGAUAUUGAAAGGACGAAGAUUUUGGAAGAAGAGGCUGCCACUCAGCUUUCUGAUGAGGAUGAUUCAGCCAGUGGCUCUAAGAGUGGAGGAGACGAAGAUGAAGUCCCCGAGGGUGAGGCUCUCGAAGAUGCGGCUCCUAAAGAUGAAACUGCUGAAAAUAUGACCCCGAAGUAGUUUUGGGUUUCCUUAUUUUGUUUCUGUUCAAGUCUCCCUUAUGUAAAUAUCUCCUAUUAAUCAUCUUUUGGAAAUA